AUGCGACCCCCAAGGUCCGCCUGGCUCAGCCCGGCUCUCCUGGCUGUGACUUGCUAUGGCGUGCCCUACAACGAAUACAUCCUCGCUCCGACAUCACGACACCUCACCCCCCCCCCCCCUGAAGUCCUCCAAGUCAAUGGCUCUGUUACUAGCUCCUCCGCCCUGAUCAGCCCUAGCAGCGGAAACACCACGUUCGAUGGGCCCGCCUCAGUGACUUUCGACUUCGGCCGCAACAUAGCUGGCAUUGUGUCUCUGGGCAUUGGCUCUUCAUCCACAUGCGAUGCCUUCAUUGGCGUGACAUUCACGGAGCCAAGCUUAUGGACUAGUAGUCAGGCUUGUGAAGCCACUGCUGAUUCGGGACUGACUCUCCACUAUGUUUCCCUGUUGGCCGAGGACCUGGCACAUACACGGCCGAGAAGAAGCAUACUCGUCGUGCAUUCCGAUACUUGA
Aspergillus alliaceus is the source of this 450-nucleotide messenger RNA. RefSeq names its product putative alpha-L-rhamnosidase A. Bases 1 to 450 code for a protein of 149 amino acids. NCBI's taxonomy places the organism in Eukaryota, Fungi, Ascomycota, Eurotiomycetes, Eurotiales, Aspergillaceae. The record is from RefSeq and is a predicted model, not a curated record. The transcript has a single exon.